AUGUUAGCGCAUCGCGAUCAAGAGAAUUUGGUGCACAGCCACCAGCAAGGCCUGACAAAACAGCAGCCAAAAACACCGGGUGCUAGAUAUCCUAAGACGCCCGGCAACUUUGGACGAGGCGAUGAGAACGCUCUUAUUGCAUUUGCGGACAAGAGCGCCUUGGGUGGUGGUGCUAAACCGGGAGGGCAGGAUAGGUUGAUGACGGGCAAAUUGACGGGCCAACGUCAGACAAUGUUCACUCCGAUGAAUAACCGAGCUCGCGCGCCAUUGGGAAACAAGACGACAAAUGCGAAGGCGAGAACUGGCCGAACUGUUGGAGUCAAGGAUAUGGUUCGAGAAAUUGAAAAGACCCAAACGAAGCAAACCAGUGGACAAAGGCCCAAGCAAAGACCGGUCGAUCCUGCACCGAUCAAGUUGAACACCGAGCAUGACACACGUGGUGGUGCCGAUGACAAUGGGGUUCCGGAGCCGGAAUAUGCUCCACCGAGGCCGACUCCUCUGCCAUAUGAGUCUGAUGUGUUGCCUCCAGGUGGCCUGACAUUUAAUGGGUUGAAGAAAGGAAAUCUGCUAAAGGGGUAUUACCAACACUUCCACAACCCUAUUGAUGAAGAUGGAAUUUCUCGCGUGGAAAAGAAAUUCAACCAAGAGAUGGAGGCAGUACUGCAAAAGGCCGAGGAACGAAAUGCUCGAGAGGUCAAUGCCAUAGGUUGGAGCCCUGAGGAUAUUGAGGACAAUCACUUUGCAACGGCAGUUGCAAACGAUAGUGCCAAAGUAUUGGCCGAUUCCUCGUUGAGAAAAGCCAGAACUGCAAAUUUCCAAAAGCAGCCUGCCACUAUCUCGGCUCGACGAGCCGCCUCAGUGCUGGCAGUGCAUUCAGACAAGCAGAAUAGUCAUGUUAUACGUCCUGCUUCGAGCAUCUCUACAGCUCGGGGGCCUCUAUCAACAACAAUUCCAGGCACGCGGCCUGCCAGACCGGUCAUGUCCAAGCCAAGUUCCGCUGGAAACUCAACAGGCGAGGUUGCUUCACGAACCACCCUGGGAUACAACAAAGGGCGUUCUGCUUCCUUUAUGGUGCAUUCCCGCGGUAACAGCCAACCUAUCAGACAGAGACAACAGUCCAAGCCUGCGGCUCCAAGGGACGUUGAUUCCCAACUGACAAUUACGCCAGCCCGAAUCCAUCAAGCUACUUUAUCCAGUACGGAAUCAUCAAGACCACGAUUUAUGUCAAUCUUUGAUGACGAGAAUGAAGAGGGCUUGCCGCCGCUGCAAAAGCCAUUUGCACCGUCGGAUGACGAGGAAGAUGAAUUUGAAUUAAAGCUGACGAUUUGA
Messenger RNA from Metarhizium album ARSEF 1941, 1329 nucleotides. RefSeq lists its product as uncharacterized. Bases 1 to 1329 code for a protein of 442 amino acids. The transcript is spliced from 2 exons. The record is from RefSeq and is a predicted model, not a curated record. Lineage: Eukaryota; Fungi; Ascomycota; Sordariomycetes; Hypocreales; Clavicipitaceae.